AUGCGAACGAUACCUGAAGCUCAAACUUUUCCAGACAAACCAUUUCGGGCACAGCUGACCGAAUGUGACUUGGAAGGCACGAGCCUUGGAUGUGGCUCCAGCGAUAUGAGGUUGGAAGAUGAGGAUAAUGUUACCGAAGACGCGCCAGUCAAGCACAUUUGCCGAAGAGGUGCCUCGCGUGAAGAUUACUGCUGGAGUUUGGGCGCUUAUUGCGGAGAAACCGCCGUAAAGGUUGCUCGCACUGCAACGAGGCAUCGCUGCGAGGCAGUACAGCAGUCCGAAUUGCACGAGAGAUGCCGGCGGCUGUUCGAAUUGCGUUCGAGCUCGCGAACACUGCCCUGGGAAGGCGGCCAGUAUUUUUGA
Messenger RNA from Gongylonema pulchrum, 363 nucleotides. The record is from the annotation of a GenBank genome assembly. Lineage: Eukaryota; Metazoa; Nematoda; Chromadorea; Rhabditida; Gongylonematidae.